GUAAAGCUGUGACCAUGAUGGCUGUGUUGAUGCAGAACCACUUGGUUGUCCUUUUAGCAGUGACCUACUGGUCUUUGCCCAGUUCCUCUCUGAACCCAGAUGAUCCAAACGUCUGCAGCCACUGGGAGAGCUACUCGCUGACGGUGCAGGAGUCCUAUGCGCAUCCAUUUCAUCAGAUUUAUUACACCAACUGUCCAGACAUCCUGAAGUGGUUCAAGUGCACCAACCACAGGGAGCUUUAUCGGACAGCUUAUCGCACAGGAGAGAAAAUCAUGUACAGGAGGAAGUCCCAGUGUUGCCCAGGCUUCUUCGCAGAUGGAGAGACGUGCGCCCCGUAUUGUGCAGACAGCUGUGUUCAUGGCAGUUGUAUGGCACCCAACACCUGUCGAUGUGAACCAGGCUGGGGGGGCUCUAACUGUUCCAGUG
Messenger RNA from Cyprinodon variegatus (sheepshead minnow), 426 nucleotides. Its product is annotated as multiple epidermal growth factor-like domains protein 10. Gene Ontology annotation, molecular function: protein binding. The annotation marks the transcript as partial. Gene Ontology annotation, cellular component: membrane. NCBI's taxonomy places the organism in Eukaryota, Metazoa, Chordata, Actinopteri, Cyprinodontiformes, Cyprinodontidae. The transcript is spliced from 4 exons. The record is from RefSeq and is a predicted model, not a curated record.